Messenger RNA from Solanum verrucosum, 607 nucleotides. RefSeq names its product protein RADIALIS-like 1. The record is from RefSeq and is a predicted model, not a curated record. Lineage: Eukaryota; Viridiplantae; Streptophyta; Magnoliopsida; Solanales; Solanaceae. The transcript is spliced from 2 exons. Bases 82 to 339 code for a protein of 85 amino acids. Gene Ontology annotation, molecular function: DNA-binding transcription factor activity.
CUGCUUAGUCUCUUCUUCUUUGGCUCUUGCUAUCUCUGUUUCAACAUUUUUCACAACUUGUGAUAAUUAACAAAUAUCAUUAUGAGUUCGAUGUCAUCUCAACACGGUUCUUCAGGAUCAUGGACCGAUAAACAAAACAAGGCGUUUGAGAAGGCAUUGGCUGUGUAUGACAAGGAAACUCGCGAUCGUUGGUCCAAUGUUGCUAAAGCAGUUGGAGGCAAGACUGCUGAAGAAGUGAAACGACACUAUGAAAUCCUUUUAAGGGAUAUUUUUUUUAUUGACCAUGGUAUGGUGCCCUUCCCCAAAUACAAAACUACUGGAGGAACCACCUCUGACUAACAUUAUUCUUACUAAAGGAUGCAAAACCUAACACUUCAUUGAAGUAACAAACGUCAAUAAGCAGACAGGAAAAGUGCAAAUAAUUGGCCUUGGAACCUGCCUUUUUAAAUAUUUAAUUCAAGUUGUAUAUUUAAUUUCUCUGUCCAAUUAAAUUUUAAACGCUGAGUCUAUAUUAAUUACCUACGGAAGGAAUCAUUUGAAUUCUGUCUGCUCUUGUACUCGUCAUGUCUCCUCUAAUAUUAAUAAUUAGUUAUAUUGUUCCUUAAAA